Molecule: messenger RNA, 3290 nt
Organism: Marasmius oreades (fairy-ring Marasmius)
Lineage: Eukaryota; Fungi; Basidiomycota; Agaricomycetes; Agaricales; Marasmiaceae
Exons: 9
Coding region: 1010-3178 (722 amino acids)
Cellular component (GO): cytosol
Molecular function (GO): asparagine synthase (glutamine-hydrolyzing) activity
Source: RefSeq, a predicted model, not a curated record
UGACUGGUACAUUGAAGACUGGAGAGCUUGCAGAAUGUUGACCGUGAUGGUGGUAAGAGACAAGCGAUGCUAUACUUGUAUCCCGGCGACGCACGAUUUCGAUUUCUUCAAACAUCAAACCAGGUUAUCUACCAGAAUCUGAUUAACUCUCUUCGACACGAAGCCUACCAGCAGCCGGACACCACCUUUGCUAGAAAAACUCUCCACGACAAACGUAAAGCUUGUAGUUGGCAUCAACACCAAGAGCUUCAGGGAGCUUCGGGAAUAUAGAAAGGAUCCGUACACCGCGGAGGUGAACACAAAUUCGAGCAGAUGAUUCUGCUGCCAGGACAAUCGGAUGUACUGUACGCACACCGACACCCGCACCCGAACGAUGCGACAUUAAUGAAGAAGAGAAGACGAGCCUUGUGUUUCUGUGGGACAAAAUCACCUGAUUUUCAUGUGAUGGUUCCGUCGGUCCACGGUUAUAAUUAUCGGUCCCUUCCAGCCCCUUCCUCUUCUCCGCCAUGGUCAUCCUAAUACUCGGAAUGCUGCACUCAAAUACUUAAUUCUCGUCGGAACUUUGUUCACGUAUCGAAAUCAAAUCAAGUAAUCCUCCUUCCAUCUCUUUCGUGGGAAGCUCGAGCCUAUCAAGUUCUCCAUGCUGAGUAUUGGCCUGCACAUUGCAAGUACACUAUUUAGCGGGCAGCCAAACACAAGCAUAAUGAUUGCGAUAUCUUAUCUGUGACGCGGAACCAUUCAACGUCUUCCCCGACAGACUAGGCUGGUGCACUCCUUUUAAAGGACACGUGCAGCGGAAACAGGAAGAUUUCUAUCCACAUAUACUCAACAGAACUCCUAUUGCAGUGCCCGUCAAAAACGAAUCACUCAUAAGCAGACCCACCUCUCUACUCCAGGACGGAUAGCACAUACGUACCUUGGAAUGGCAUCUCAAGGCUAUAAAAGCUCAGGCAGUACGGUAUACCACGGGUUUUUUGCAUAACGAUAGCUUGCUCUUAGUUCCCGAAUCAUGUGCGGUAUCUCUGGAACUUAUUCAACCUGUCAUGCCUUCCCGCUUGAUAACGCGGUAUCGUCUCUGGAGGGGGACCUCAGAGCUUCCAUCCAAGCUAUGGCCCAUCGGGGUCCGGACUCUUUUGGGACGUUUUACGAGGUCUUUGAAGGAGGGUCAGUUGGCCUUGCACAUGCCCGACUCUCUAUUAUCGACAUAGAAGGAGGCCAUCAGCCUCUCUACGACGACGCAAAUUCCGUCCACGCUGUAGUGAAUGGGGAGCUCUACGAUUACGCAGUGAUCCGUAAACGGCUUGAACAGGAGGGUUGUGUUUUUACGACUUCCGUCGACUCGGAACUUCUUAUCCAUCUGUACAAAGUAUACGGGUUAGAUUCGAUCCUUCACCUUCGAGGAGAGUUCGCGUUCAUUUUGUACGACAAGCAGCGAAGGAUGAUCUUUGCUGCUCGGGAUAGGUUCGGCAUCAAGCCACUCUACUACACGCUUCUAGAUGGUGGCAAGAAGUUACUUCUUGCAAGUGAGAUGAAGGCCCUUGUACCGUUGGGAUGGAAACCUGAGUGGGAUGUCGAGAGUAUCGUGCAGUUGGGGGAAUUCAUUGAUGAUAGGACCGUGUUCAAAGGGGUAUACAAGCUUCCUCCCGCACAUCAGUUAAUAUUCCGCCAUACCGGUCGGCUCAAGGUCGAACCUUACUGGGACCAUAGCUACAAUUCUCCAGACGUUCCCGAGAGCCGUUCGCUCGAGGAAAUGAUAGACGGUGUCCAGAAACGUCUGGUCGACUCUGUCAAGGCACGUUUACGCUCAGACGUUCCUCUCGGAGUCUAUCUAAGCGGCGGAAUAGACAGUGCCGUGGUCGCUGGGAUUGCCUCCAAGCUUUUGAAAGAAGGCAGUCCGGAGACGAAACUAAACACGUUUACGUUGGCGUUUCCAGAUCGUGCCGAGUUAGAUGAAGGUCCAAUUGCGAAACGGAUGGCAGAGUCCAUCGGGGCUGUAUCUCACCUGAUAACCCCGACCGAAGCCGACCUCGUCUCAUACUUUGAAAAAUCUGUCUAUCACUCCGAACAACCAGUUCACACUUUGAACGGCGCCGGAAAGAUGAUUUUAUCAGAGUACGUACGAAGACAUGGAUUCAAAGUAGUCUUGAGUGGGGAGGGCGCUGACGAGGUUUUCGCUGGAUACUCUUUCUAUCUGGCAGACUACCUGAGUGCUGUUGACCACGCAGCGGUGGACCUCGGGAUCCCACUGCCUACCUCAUCGGAGCUCUUCAUGGCGUUGAAGGAGUUUGAAGGAAAGAAAUUGCCGCAAGAUCAUCUCUCGCUGAGUCAGGUGGAUCCCGAAGCGACGAACAGUAGCCGGCCGCUAGGAGGGAUCUACUUCCCGAAGGUAUUGAGUACCGCGGGAUUCGAUAAUCAGGUUUUUAGUCAGGAUAUCAUCGACAAAGUCGGGAGUCCUGAUCAUUCCUUGAAUAUCGCCGAGAGAUUGAAUGCCAGGGCGAGAACAGAUAUAGUCUCUCGGAAAUAUCACCCGCUCCAUUGUGCAUUGCACACAUGUAUGCAUACGAGCCUUCCCAAUUUCGUGUUGAAUCUCCUUGGAGAUCGAAUGGAGAUGUCCAACUCGGUCGAGGGACGACCUCCACUUUUAGACCAUCAUUUGGUCGAAUACGCGAAUAGCCUGCCGCCCUCAGUCAAGAUAAUGCCCAGACUUCAAAACAGUAACCGUGGUGACGAGUCCCUCCCGACAGAUCCUUCUAGCGCUCAACAGCGUAAAUGGGUAUUCACGGAGAAAUGGAUCCUCCGUCAAGCAGCGAGACCCUUUGUAACCGAAGAAAUCUUCAACCGCACGAAAUCUCAAUAUAACGCCCCUCUUUCCCGCCCUUCAAGUUCCAGUGCGUCCGUGGCAUCGGGUGAUUCCUCGGAGUCGAGUCGAUUGAUGAGUCGUGAGCUGGCGCCACUCCAGAAGUACCUGAAAACUCGGCUCACUGAAAACGUCAUAAGAAGAUUAGGUUGGGCUAGUUGGGAGUAUGUUGGCAGGCUUCUAGAAGAGUUUUUGGAAUCUCCGCAGAGUCCGGCGGAUGGUGGAAUUGAUAGAAGAGCGAGAAUUUUGCUAUGUAUGGCAAGCUUUGUGGUUUUGCAGGAAAGAUUCGGGGUGCCGGUCGUCGACUUGGACAGGUUGUAGCUGAUCAGCUCACCCGAGGGCGAAGCAUUCGGGUACUCGUAUUCGCAUGUGUCCCAGUUGCAGUGAUACGAAUCGUAAUACGGCUCUGUUAAAUUGCAUCUAGAAAUCGAGC